Stylophora pistillata is the source of this 2191-nucleotide messenger RNA. Its product is annotated as ER membrane protein complex subunit 8. The record is from RefSeq and is a predicted model, not a curated record. NCBI's taxonomy places the organism in Eukaryota, Metazoa, Cnidaria, Anthozoa, Scleractinia, Pocilloporidae. Gene Ontology annotation, cellular component: EMC complex.
CGCACUCCUAAAUCAUCAUGGCGGCUAAUCGCAGAGGAAUAGUUUGUGAACUGUGACAUGAUUUUGAGGCCAUAAGAUCACCAUUAGAAAAAUGAAGAUUCAAGUAUCACCACGGGCAUACGCCAAAAUCCUCUUACACACCUCUAAAUACCCACACAAAGCCGUCAACGGAGUUCUUGUAGGCGAGGAAAAUCUCAAAGAAGGUGAAAUUUACGCCUUAGAUGCUAUUCCUUUGUUUCAUAUUGCCCUUGGAUUGGCACCUAUGCUAGAAGUGGCCCUGGCAAGGGUUGAUAUUCACUGUAAAGAGAAUGGCUUACAGAUAGUUGGUUAUUAUCAAGCUAAUGAACAUAUUAAUGACAACAGUCCUAAUGCAAUAUGCUACAAAAUUGGAGAGAAAAUAUGUGAUCACUUUAACAAUGGUUUUAUGCUAAUGGUAGAUAAUACAAAGCUGUUAGUACCAUGUGAUGAAAUAGCUUGUAAGUGUUAUGUGGUCCAAGACAAUAAAUGGAAACAAAGUGACAAAGAUUUAGUACUUGAUGGUGGUGAGGAUUCACUGGGACUUACCACUGAACUUAUAGAAGCAAAAACUUAUCAGAGUCUCAUAGACUUUGACAAUCACCUUGACGACAUCACUCAAGAUUGGCUUAACAAGGAUAUUAAUAAACUAGUUGAAAUAUCACUCGCAACUUGAUUUCUAUUGCCUAGUUUUAUUGAUAUUUCAUUAUUUCAAUAAUAAGAGUUACUUAAGUCUCCUUUUUUAUCAGUAAUAUAUAAUUCUGCAUAAAUUCUAUGUUGUUUUUUUUUUUGUAUGUCAUUUCUCAAAACCAAAUUUUAAUUUCAUUUACAUACAAACCCUGCUGAAUUUAAACAAUCUCACUGUUGUAUAAGGUAUUUUGUUUUAUCAACUGAGUUGAUAAUGUGAAUUGGAGGCCAUAAAGUGUUUCUAAAAGAAUUUCAGCAUCUUUCACAUUGACAAAGGGCUAACUCUCAAAACAUCAGCUAUAGAAACUCAUUAUAGAGGCCCUGUAAGGGGGUUAUAGAUGUCACCCAUCUGAAUUUCAAACUUUGUCAUGUUGCCAUUUCAGAAAGUUCUGAUGUCGCUGUUGCAAUGUCAUCAGUGUUGUGCUCAAAGUUGCAUUUUCAUUUCCCUGAUGUUGUUGUUUCAACACCAUGUUGCCUGUCGGAAUUUAGCCUAUCAGGGCCUCAUUAUAUUGGCCAAUUUACAUUAUCAACUUAGGUUCUAAACGCAAAUUAUCUUGUCAUACUCCUCAGUGACACAGCACCACAGUUUCUUCAGAAACUUAGCCCUUGAAAUGUUCUUAAUUGCAUAUAUACUGUAUUAUGUCUCUUUUGACUGUUGAAAUAAUUUAAAUCAUAAUAUCAUAACAAGAAAUGUAAUGUUGUGAAAGACUUGAGGUCCCUAUGGGUGAAGGGUGAACUUUGGAGGACUUCAGUGUAUUUUGCAAAAGUCAUUGGAAUUCAUAUCUGGCAAUUAAUCUAUGAAGAAUUUAAUUGAACUGGAAAUUUGUACAGCUUUAUCCUGUGGACUCCUAUGUAAUGUUAAGUUCUUUUUGUGUGUGUGUCAAAAAUUCAUCAUCAGUGUCAAUCCUUCUGUUUUGAAUAGAAUAAUCAUUAAGACAUGAUCUAUUCAAAUGGAAAGCUAUCUCUUGUUUCAUCUGUGUAUCUUUGGUUAAUAUCCUCAUUCAAUUUUGGUUAUUCAGGGGUUUCAUUAAAGGCCAGGCACCGGGCAAAUUGACCGGUUGUGAGGACGGUUUUGCCUACCUGAUUUGACAGUCUGGAGUAAAGUUUAUCUUAUAAAGAAGUUCAGUUCAAAGAGUUUUGCCUGCCUCUGAAAACCAGUUGCCCUCCUGCCGAAAACAUCAAUGAAGCCCCUGGUUAUUGGUUUCCAAAUUUCUAUUCAGUCGAAAUUUAAUCAGACCUAAGCCAUAGGAGAAUCAUUGUCACAAUUUAAGGCAAAGAAAUUAUUAUCUUUGAACAAAAGUUGAUAACUGAUAAGAAAGCAUAUCAAAGGAUGCUUUGUGUUGUGUGAUAUAUUUCAGCCACCCUUCAUAACACCUUAACUUUAUAUGUAAUGUGGUUGCAAUAACUAGGCCCUUUCCAUUGUAGUAACAGUGAUGUAAAACAUUAAGCAUUAAAAAGUAGUUUUCUGCUAUCUUGGAUUGCAAAUGUG